AUGAUCUCGCAGGAUCAUUCGAAGCUGGAUUCAAACAUGAUUUAUCGUCAAAUACAAGCACUAGUCCAACAGCAGCCAAGCAUCAAUGUAUCGGUUUUAAUAGCGGAGAUCAAAAAUCGAUAUGGAUACACACCGACAUAUAGGAAAGUAUGGACAACUAAGCAAAAAGCGGUUGAAGCAGCAUUUGGCAAUUGGGAGGAGUCCUACAACGAAUUACCAAGAUGGUUAUCAGCGUUGCAACAGUUUGUUCUUGGGACAAUAGUUGAUCUUGAGACCCAGCCAGCAUACGAAGGACCUUACCUGAUAGAUGGCGCCCAUAUAUAUGACAAAUACAAAGGCACUUUGUUGUUGGCAAUCGCACAAGACAGUAAUAAAAAUAUCCUGCCGAUUGGUUUUGCCAUCGUGGAAGGAGAAACGUUGGGUGCAUGGACUUUCUUCUUGCGCAACCUACGUUCCAGUGUAACACCACAACAAGGAAUAUGUUUUAUAUCUGAUCGCCAUGAAUCCAUCAAAUCAGCUUUUAGAUUACUUGGCCGUGAGAUAAAUGCUCCUCGUGCGUACCAUGUUUACUGUAUUAGACAUAUCUCGGCCAAUUUCAUGAGUCAUUUUAGAAACAAAGAAAUGCAACGGAUAGUUGUCAAUAUUGGCAAGUUAUUCAAAACCAUUCAAGAUUUUAACUACUGGUAUGGUUUACUACGGGACAAUGAUGAAGAGGCGACGAGAUGGUUGGAUAACAUACCGCGGGAGAAGUGGGCUCAAGCGUUCGAUAAAGAAGGAAGAAGGUAUGAUCACAUGACAACCAACCUCGCAGAAUGUGUUAAUUCAGUGCUUAAGGGAACAAGAAACCUUCCUAUAACAACUAUGGUUAAAUAA
This is a messenger RNA of Dioscorea cayenensis subsp. rotundata (Guinea yam), 873 nucleotides long. RefSeq lists its product as uncharacterized. The record is from RefSeq and is a predicted model, not a curated record. The transcript is spliced from 3 exons. Bases 1 to 873 code for a protein of 290 amino acids. NCBI's taxonomy places the organism in Eukaryota, Viridiplantae, Streptophyta, Magnoliopsida, Dioscoreales, Dioscoreaceae.